AUGACGACCAACUCAUUCGGUGGAGCUCUCCCUCGCUUUGACUUCCCGUCCCAACCAGCCCCAUCUGUAUCACGCAUGGCGCGCAUCCACAAAGCCCUCCCAGUUGUAUUAGUCGCAGCAGCAGUGGCUGCUGUAGCACUCAAGACUACCCAAGAGGCCAGAGAGUCUUACGCCUCCAUUCCCGCCAUGUUGUUCGGCCGCGCUCCAGCACAAGGCCUGGUACCUCGAGGACAAGGCAUCAUUGACAAGCAAAACGUUGACUUGGGCGCAAAGGCGAGCAAGUAA
Fusarium musae is the source of this 285-nucleotide messenger RNA. RefSeq lists its product as uncharacterized. The record is from RefSeq and is a predicted model, not a curated record. The transcript has 2 exons. The coding region runs from base 1 to 285 and encodes 94 amino acids. NCBI's taxonomy places the organism in Eukaryota, Fungi, Ascomycota, Sordariomycetes, Hypocreales, Nectriaceae.